CGGCCCUCGGGCGGCCUCGGGCAGGCGGCGCCGCUGCCCAGCGGCCCGGAGCCGCGCUGGCCGGCGAGCCUCGCCGCUUAUCUGCGCUGUUUGGGCCCGGCGAAGCUUGGGAAAGGCAGGCUUCUCCGUCCCCGCCGAGUCAACAGGCGGACCCCGGGCCGCCGGACUAUUUCUGUCUUAUCAGUGCAGGAAUGCGGCAGCCGCGGCGGCUGGCGGGCGGCGGCGGCGGCGGCGGCGUGGGCCGUGGGCCGUCAGGGCAGCCCUGAAGGGGCCCCCUCCCCACUCUGCUCGAGUAGAAGUGUGAGAGAGCCCAGCAGGACUCAGAGGGGAGAGUUGGAGGAAAAAAAAAAAAAAAAAGGCAGAAAAGGGAAAGAAAGAGCAAGAGAGAGAGAGAGAGAGUGAGAGGCGCCGCUGAGCCCACCCCGAUGGCCGCGGACGAAGUUGCCGGAGGGGCGCGCAAAGCCACGAAAAGCAAACUUUUUGAGUUUCUGGUCCAUGGGGUGCGCCCCGGGAUGCCGUCUGGAGCCCGGAUGCCCCACCAGGGGGCGCCCAUGGGCCCCCCGGGCUCCCCGUACAUGGGCAGCCCCGCCGUGCGACCCGGCCUGGCCCCCGCGGGCAUGGAGCCCGCCCGCAAGCGAGCAGCGCCCCCGCCCGGCCAGAGCCAGGCCCAGAGCCAGGGCCAGCCGGUGCCCACCGCCCCCGCGCGGAGCCGCAGUGCCAAGAGGAGGAAGAUGGCUGACAAAAUCCUCCCUCAAAGGAUCCGGGAGCUGGUCCCGGAGUCCCAGGCUUACAUGGACCUCUUGGCGUUUGAGAGGAAACUGGAUCAGACCAUCAUGAGGAAGCGGGUGGACAUCCAGGAGGCUCUGAAGCGGCCCAUGAAGCAAAAGCGCAAGCUGCGUCUUUAUAUCUCCAAUACUUUUAACCCUGCGAAGCCCGAUGCCGAGGAUUCUGACGGCAGCAUCGCCUCCUGGGAGCUGCGGGUGGAGGGGAAGCUCCUGGAUGACGUACGUCCUGGCCCAGGUCUCUCCAGGUGUCCUGGGCCCAGCAAGCAGAAGCGAAAGUUCUCUUCCUUCUUCAAGAGCUUGGUCAUUGAGCUGGACAAAGACCUUUAUGGCCCUGACAACCACCUCGUGGAGUGGCACCGGACACCCACCACUCAGGAGACGGAUGGGUUCCAGGUGAAGAGGCCGGGGGACCUGAGUGUGCGUUGCACGCUGCUCCUCAUGCUGGACUACCAGCCUCCCCAGUUCAAACUGGAUCCCCGCCUGGCCCGGCUGCUGGGCUUGCACACGCAGAGCCGCUCGGCCAUCGUCCAGGCCCUGUGGCAAUACGUGAAGACCAACCGGCUGCAGGACUCCCACGACAAGGAGUACAUCAAUGGCGACAAGUAUUUCCAGCAGAUUUUUGACUGUCCCCGGCUGAAGUUUUCUGAGAUUCCCCAGCGCCUCACAGCCCUUCUGCUGCCCCCUGACCCGAUUGUCAUCAACCAUGUCAUCAGCGUGGACCCGUCGGACCAGAAGAAGACGGCGUGCUACGACAUUGACGUGGAGGUGGAGGAGCCCCUGAAGGGGCAGAUGAGCAGCUUCCUGCUGUCCACGGCCAACCAGCAGGAGAUCAGCGCUCUGGACAGUAAGAUCCACGAGACGAUUGAGUCCAUCAACCAGCUCAAGAUCCAGAGGGACUUCAUGCUGAGCUUCUCCAGAGACCCCAAGGGCUACAUCCAGGACCUCCUCCGCUCCCAGAGCCGGGACCUUAAGGUGAUGACAGACGUGGCGGGCAACCCCGAGGAGGAGCGCCGGGCUGAGUUCUACCACCAGCCUUGGUCCCAGGAGGCCGUCAGCCGCUACUUCUACUGCAAGAUCCAGCAGCGCAGGCAGGAGCUGGAGCAGUCGCUGGUCGUGCGCAACACCUAGGCGCGCGGGGGAAGCGUGCCGCAGAGGGCCACUCGGCUCUGCCCCGGCCCGUCCCCUCGGGCCUGGCUGUCACCCCCGACACCUUGUGGGCGAGGCAGGGGCUGGAUUAAAGGUCAUUUACCUGAUAA
Capra hircus (goat) is the source of this 2041-nucleotide messenger RNA. It is a transcript of the gene SMARCD3, whose product is annotated as SWI/SNF related, matrix associated, actin dependent regulator of chromatin, subfamily d, member 3. Gene Ontology annotation, cellular component: nucleus; SWI/SNF complex. The transcript has 13 exons. The record is from RefSeq and is a predicted model, not a curated record. Gene Ontology annotation, biological process: regulation of transcription by RNA polymerase II. The coding region runs from base 426 to 1913 and encodes 495 amino acids. Lineage: Eukaryota; Metazoa; Chordata; Mammalia; Artiodactyla; Bovidae.